Messenger RNA from Tachysurus vachellii, 2007 nucleotides. It is a transcript of the gene slc25a38b, whose product is annotated as solute carrier family 25 member 38b. Gene Ontology annotation, biological process: glycine import into mitochondrion. Lineage: Eukaryota; Metazoa; Chordata; Actinopteri; Siluriformes; Bagridae. Gene Ontology annotation, molecular function: glycine transmembrane transporter activity. The record is from RefSeq and is a predicted model, not a curated record. Gene Ontology annotation, cellular component: mitochondrion; mitochondrial inner membrane. The coding region runs from base 354 to 1217 and encodes 287 amino acids. The transcript is spliced from 9 exons.
UGUGACAGCUUGCGCAUGCGCCUUGCUGGUAAAGUGCCGUUCGCUCUCAGUACAGAAGUUUAUUAUAUUUAGUGUUUAUAUUAAAAGCUCCAAACUUUACGGUCACCGAAUGACUUUGUGUGAGUUAUUAAACAGGCAGAACGAUAAGAUCUGUGAUGGUGAUCACGUGCUCACCUUCAUCAUCAUCAUCAUCAUCAUCAUCAUCAUCAUCAGCCCUUAAUUAGGGACCAACUCAGGUUUAAAGGUCACACUGUGAGAAACCUCACACAGAGCAGAGGGAGUUGAGCACUUCUGCUCCAUCACACUCACUUACUCCUUUCUCAUCUUCAUCAUCAUCUUCAUCAUCGUCAGCUAUGGACAUUGCGCUGGCUCACCCAGUGUUGAAGGCGUUUCUGUGUGGUUCCCUCAGUGGAACUUGCUCCACAUUACUGUUCCAGCCGCUGGAUCUGGUGAAAACACGACUGCAGACUCUACAGAAUAACACACAGCCUGGUGGUGCUAAGUUGGGGAUGCUGCGUGUGUUCAUCACAGUGGUUCGGACUGAAAAACUCUUCGGUUUGUGGAAGGGCGUCUCCCCGUCAUUUGUACGCUGUAUCCCAGGUGUAGGGAUUUAUUUCAGCACAUUCUACUCACUGAAGCAGUAUUUUUUUGAGCUGCGAGAACCAGGAGCAUGUGAGUCUGUGUUUUUGGGAGCAGCAGCACGUUGUGUGGCUGGAGUCACCAUGUUACCCUUCACUGUCAUCAAAACACGCUUCGAGAGUGGGCGGUAUAACUACAGCAGUGUGUGGGGAGCACUGAAGAAUAUGUGUGAGACAGAAGGACCAAGAGCUCUGUACUCAGGACUCACAGCUACACUGCUCAGAGACGCUCCGUUCUCCGGCAUUUACGUCAUGAUCUACAGCCAGAGCAAGAGGGCGCUGCCGCACGAAUUUGGAUCGUCACGUCUGGCUCCUCUGCUGAAUUUUACUUGUGGAGUGUUUGCGGGGAUUUUGGCAUCUGUGGUGACGCAGCCAGCUGACGUGGUCAAAACACACAUGCAGAUAAAUCCAACUCACUACUGCACAACACGCUACGCACUGCAUGCCAUCUACAGUGAACAUGGAAUCAGAGGUUUUUUCUGUGGUGCUGUUCCACGCUCAUUGAGGAGAACUCUGAUGGCUGCAAUGGCCUGGACUGUGUAUGAACAACUUAUGGCACUUAUGGGACUUAAAUCCUGAAAACACACACACACACAAUCAAUCCCAAAGGAAACACUUUCUCAGCACACUCCUUGAGAAAUUGACCCACAGCCAAUUAGGUGAAUGAGCUCUAAUUCUAUGGCGUACGUGAUGAAACAGGCUCCACCCACUAUUGUGUCAUUGAGAAGACUCCUCCUCCACACUCCGUGUUCUUGCACCUACACCUGCUGUUACUCCAGAAGCUACACUCCUAUGUCCAUGAUAAAAGGCUGUAAACUAUAUAAAUUAUAUACUAACUAACCAUUAAAAGAAUGUUAUUUUUUAAUAAUAGGACAGAUAAUUGCUUCUAUAAGAAAUGAGACUGCUGUGGAUUCACAUCUGAUCUCACACUUCAUUAACCUCAUUAUUCUUUGGGACUCUCUUCUUAAUAUUAUUAUUAUUAAUGAAUAUGUUGUGUGUUGUGAAAGGAAUCUGUUUUUGUGUUUCCGUGUCUAAAUGUGUGUAUAACCUGUGUAUAGUGUACAGUGUGUAUUUGUGUGUAUAACCUGUGUACAGUGUGUAUAGUGUACAGUGUGUAUUUAGACUGGAUGUAUGAAUCACACUCAUGUUAUAGUUUGUGAAUGCACUUUAAUUCAGCAGGUGUGUAAAGUCCAUGUUCACUCUGUAAACACCAACACACAUAAAAGUGUUCUCUCAUUUCUGCAGUAACAAACUGGAGCUUGUGUUCAGAGACUUUUCAUGGUGGUUUACUUUAUCUUGCUGGUAUCUACUGAUAACGCUGUGCCUCUUGUUUUGUUUACUUGUGAAUAAAUUUGUCCAGUUUUAUAGA